GUGCCUUCCCAUUGCACAAAAACAAAGGAAGAAGCAAAAAGGUGAAAAUCAGUCACAAAUGACUUCUGACGGUGUCUCUUUGUAGGCAAGGGUUUUUGUAGGGUUUCUCUUCUUUAUUUUCCUUUCUCCACAAAAGAAAAACUGUCAAAAAAGAAAAUGGGUUCUUUAAGAAAUGGAACAGAGAGUGAAAGAAUCAGGGAAGAAGACGAACAGGAGCCAAUACUGAAGGAACAAAACCAGAGGUUUUGCAUGUUUCCAAUCAGAUAUAAGGAGCUUUGGGAGAUGUAUAAGAAGGCUGAGGCCAGUUUCUGGACAGCUGAGGAGGUUGAUCUCUCCCAGGACAUGCAGCAAUGGGAAGAACUGUCUGAUUCAGAGAAACACUUCAUAAGUCAUGUGCUGGCAUUUUUUGCUGCAUCUGAUGGGAUUGUUUUGGAAAAUUUGGCUGCAAGAUUUCUAAAUGAUGUUCAAAUUCCGGAGGCCCGGGCAUUCUAUGGAUUUCAAAUUGCAAUGGAGAACAUUCAUUCUGAGAUGUAUAGUUUGCUUUUGGAGACAUACAUCAAGGACUCAAGGGAGAAGCAUAGGUUGUUUAAUGCUAUUGAAAACAUUCCUUGUGUGGCUGAGAAGGCAAAGUGGGCAUUGGAUUGGAUCCAGAGUUCCAUGGUUUUUGCAGAGAGACUUGUUGCUUUUGCUUGUAUUGAAGGAAUUUUUUUCUCAGGAAGCUUCUGCGCCAUUUUCUGGCUUAAAAAGAGAGGCUUGAUGCCAGGUUUGACAUUCUCGAAUGAACUAAUAUCUAGAGACGAGGGGCUGCAUUGUGACUUUGCUUGCCUUCUUUAUAGUUUGUUGCAGAGGCAACUUCAUUGGCAAAAAGUUUAUCAUAUUGUUGGUGAAGCAGUGGAAAUUGAGACCAAGUUUGUUUGUGAGGCCUUGCCAUGUGCAUUGAUUGGCAUGAAUGCCACACUGAUGAUCGACUACAUAAAGUUUGUUGCUGACCGUCUUUUGGUUGCCUUAGGUUAUCAGAAGAAGUAUAAUGUUGAAAAUCCCUUUGAUUGGAUGGAAUUCAUAUCCUUGCAAGGGAAAGCAAAUUUCUUUGAGAGAAGGGUAGGGGACUAUCAAAAGGCUUCUGUUAUGUCAAGCCUGCAAGAUGGUGGGAAAAACUAUGUUUUCAAGAUGGACGAGGACUUCUAGUCUAUUUGUUAGUGAAAUUCCUGCUUGGAAGUGGAACUCUGCACUGCUUGUUGCGGCUCUGCAGCUGUAUUCAUUAAAUUCUUGAACAUGAUAGAGCUUUCGAAGAAUCAAAAAUAUUCAGAAUGCAUGAUAGGAAAUGUUGCCGUCUCCGUUUGCUAGGAGGGAAGAUGUCAAUGAGUAAUUGUUCAAUCAGGUGCCUUCUUCCAAUCAUGCUGCUAACCCACCACUUCACUAUAAAGUCGUUUGAUGUACAGGGUGGAAAGAGAAAAGAUGCUGCCUAGAUGACUCCAUCAGAAGCAUUCAUGAUCAAAGAAACACUUAUCCACUGCCUCUAUAACUGAUGAAUUGAUGCUGGGGUGGUAGUGUAAUCAUGAUUAAAUGAAUAAGUGAUGUUUUAUCAUAAGCUUUUAAUCAAUUUUCUUUUUGUCAAAGUAGUAAUUAUUGUAAUCAUGAUUAAAUGAGUAUUGAGUUGUUUACCA
This is a messenger RNA of Populus nigra (black poplar), 1664 nucleotides long. Its product is annotated as ribonucleoside-diphosphate reductase small chain A. Gene Ontology annotation, biological process: deoxyribonucleotide biosynthetic process. Lineage: Eukaryota; Viridiplantae; Streptophyta; Magnoliopsida; Malpighiales; Salicaceae. Gene Ontology annotation, molecular function: oxidoreductase activity. The record is from RefSeq and is a predicted model, not a curated record. The coding region runs from base 157 to 1185 and encodes 342 amino acids. The transcript is spliced from 10 exons.